Molecule: messenger RNA, 874 nt
Organism: Darwinula stevensoni
Lineage: Eukaryota; Metazoa; Arthropoda; Ostracoda; Podocopida; Darwinulidae
Source: the annotation of a GenBank genome assembly
AUGGUGAGUGGGAGGGUUUUCAUCUGCUACUACGGGAGCUGGGCUGUUUACCGGCCUGGAGAUGGGAAAUUCGACGUUGAGCAGAUCGACCCGACUCUCUGCACUCACCUCGUCUAUGCAUUUGCCGGGGUCGGCCAAGAUAACAAAAUCAAGGUGCUCGAUCCAUGGAAUGAAAUCGUCGACUCGUCUGGCUCCGGGAAAGGACUUAAAAUCAGAAGCGAAAAGAUGGAACUGGUGAUUUUGCUCCUCUCGGCUUUCUUUUCCAUCAUGGUCGAGAAACAAGCGAUGGUGAGUGGGAAGGUUAUCGUGUGCUACUACGGGAGCUGGGCUGUUUACCGGCCUGGAGAUGGGAAAUUUGACGUUGAGCAGAUCGACCCGACUUUCUGCACUCACCUCGUCUAUGCAUUUGCCGGGGUCGGCCAAGAUAACAAAAUCAAGGUGCUCGAUCCAUGGAAUGAAAUCGUUGACUCGUCUGGCUCCGGGAAAGAUGCAUUCCGACGAUUCAACGCUCUGAAGAGCAAGAGCCCGGGACUUAAAACUCUCUUGGCCGUCGGAGGAUGGAAUGAGGGAUCAACCAGCUUUUCCCAGAUGUCAGCAGAUGCGGGGAGACGAGCGACAUUCGUGGCAAGCUGCGUGGAUCUCCUCAAGCAAUACGGAUUCGACGGACUGGACAUGGACUGGGAAUACCCGGCCAAUAGAGGAGGCAGCGCCGCCGACAAGGGGAACUUCGUGCAGCUGCUUAGAGAUCUGAAGGCAGCUUUCAGGCCAUACGGGUUCCUCUUGACAGCUGCUGUUUCUGCCGGGAAGAACACCAUCGACACCGCCUAUGACGUCCCGGGCAUGUCUCAGUAAGAAUGGUCUUUUCUAUUCUGUU